AAGACUCGUGGAAAAAGCAAAUCCGUUUUCUUCGGUUUAUGCAAUUAUCAUUAAUAAAACCUAAAGAUGAUAAAAUUAUCAAAUUUUAUUAAUAUCAGUAGUGUUUUGUGACAAAAUAUGGAUGUUUGAAAAAGAAGGUUCCUCUACUUGAAAGAACAAAGUGUAGAUUUUGUAUAAUGUUUAAUACUCCACGAUUAAAGAAAGAAUUAAACCAAUUAAUAUGUAAACCCCCAGAUGGAAUGGAAGUGAACAUUAAAGAAGGGUCUACUUCUAUUUUAGAGGCUCAACUCAAAGGCCCUCCAGACUCUCCUUAUGAAAACGGUAUUUUUAAAUUGCAGCUAGAACUACCACCAAGGUAUCCAUUUGAACCUCCUAGAGUGACAUUUAAAACUCCGAUAUAUCAUCCAAAUAUAGACAGCAGUGGUAGAAUAUGUUUAGAUAUUUUAAAAAUGCCUCCUACAGGUGCUUGGAAACCACUUAUUACACUAGAAGGUGUUUUGGUUGCUAUAUGUAAUUUAAUGAAUUGUCCAAAUCCAAAUGAUCCACUUGUACCUGAUAUUGCAAAAGAAUUCAAGACUGACAAGGAGUUAUAUGAAUCUAAAGCUAGAAAUAUCACUAAAAUACAUGCCACCACAUCGAAAUUGAAUAAAGAAUAAACUUAAAUAACAAUUUUUACAAAUUCUAAAACCUAUUUUUAUUAUAAACAAUUUUUUUUAUAUAUUAUAUACCUUAUUAAUAUUUAAUUAAAUAUUUUGUAUAAAUUUGUAAAAUAUAUUUAAUUAUAAUUUCUA
Daktulosphaira vitifoliae (grape phylloxera) is the source of this 791-nucleotide messenger RNA. RefSeq names its product ubiquitin-conjugating enzyme E2 T-like. The record is from RefSeq and is a predicted model, not a curated record. Gene Ontology annotation, biological process: DNA damage response; protein polyubiquitination. The coding region runs from base 177 to 656 and encodes 159 amino acids. NCBI's taxonomy places the organism in Eukaryota, Metazoa, Arthropoda, Insecta, Hemiptera, Phylloxeridae. The transcript has 5 exons. Gene Ontology annotation, molecular function: ubiquitin conjugating enzyme activity. Gene Ontology annotation, cellular component: nucleus.